AUGAGAUCGUCUUUAUGUCUUGCCGACAAGGAGGAGGAGGAGGAGAUGAUCCUAACCAUUACCGGAGAUCUUGGACACGACCCUGUUAACGAUGAGUACAAAAUGCUUAGCAUAGUUAGGAUUUUCGUUAAGGAAGAGAGAGUAGUGAGAUCAGAACAUCAAGUGUUGGUACUUGGAGCUGGAGCUUCAUGGAGAAAGAUUCAAUGCCACAUUCCUCAUGGUCCUUCCUCGGAAGAAAUAACAAUCAACGGUGUAAUGUAUUAUAAAGCUACUCUUGAUGCAGACAGAUGCGUGGUUAUGAGUUUCGACUUGUGUUCUGAGGAGUUUAAUUUGAUUGAAUUGCCUAAUGAGCUUCGGUCCGGUUGGUACUGGUAUUGGAACAGUUUCAUAAACCACAAAGGAAAAUUAGCUUUGUUAAGUUAUUAUAGACUUAGUGGUGAUACGUGUGAUGAAGUUACUUCUGCAAUUUGGGUUCUUGAAGAUGCUAAGGAGAGUCAAUGGUUAGACAAGAAGACUUUUGUUUUCCCUGUUUCUCAGAAUUUCAUCAUUACCAAUCAACAAAGGAUGGGUGGCACUAGUGGUACGGUUUGGAUCCCAGAGGGAAAAAUCGAGCGGAAUCAACCCACACGUUUUUUCAUUUAUGAUCUGGAGAGGAAUGAUUCAACACAAGGCAUUGAGAUCAGGCCUUUUCAUGAUAGCUUUAAGACGACCAAUUGGUUGCAGGCAUAUUUGUGGGAUGAUAUUGAAAACAUCAUGUAUUUGGAAAUCUAG
Eutrema salsugineum is the source of this 771-nucleotide messenger RNA. Its product is annotated as putative F-box protein At3g52320. Bases 1 to 771 code for a protein of 256 amino acids. The record is from RefSeq and is a predicted model, not a curated record. The transcript has 2 exons. NCBI's taxonomy places the organism in Eukaryota, Viridiplantae, Streptophyta, Magnoliopsida, Brassicales, Brassicaceae.